Micropterus salmoides (largemouth bass) is the source of this 5434-nucleotide messenger RNA. RefSeq names its product rap guanine nucleotide exchange factor 1-like. The transcript is spliced from 19 exons. The coding region runs from base 1571 to 3865 and encodes 764 amino acids. Gene Ontology annotation, molecular function: guanyl-nucleotide exchange factor activity. The record is from RefSeq and is a predicted model, not a curated record. Gene Ontology annotation, cellular component: plasma membrane. Lineage: Eukaryota; Metazoa; Chordata; Actinopteri; Centrarchiformes; Centrarchidae. Gene Ontology annotation, biological process: positive regulation of GTPase activity; Ras protein signal transduction.
AUUUUCAGGGUCUCAGCGUUUGCCGUGUGCUCAGGCAGAUUCAGGUUAAGGACACGAAGGCGGAGCAGGUGCUGUGUCUCAGUACUUAUUAACAGAAGGUGCUGCAGUCCAAACUCAACAAACUCAGCCACAGCAGUAAGGCAGCUACAUGAACAGAGAAUCCUCCCAGAGGUCUGGCAGGACGAAGAAUAACUCCAAACGUGGUGGUUCAAACAGGCAAGCAGAAACACGACGAGAGGCGACCAGCGGAGCAGCAAGGACCGAACAGGAAAGACAUUUAAAGACUGGCUAACGGGGAGGGUGGGAGAACAAACAGAACAAACGAAGGCCAGACCUCUCUUGAGGCCUAGCCGGAGGGCGGCGACAAAGGCACAGACCCACAGGAAGCCACGCAGGAGGCUGAUGGAUAUGGCGCGACCUCUCCAGAGGUCGUUGGCGAGGGCGAAGCCCCUCAGGAGGCUGGCGAUGAGGGCGGAACCCAUCAGGAGGCUGGCGAUGAGGGCGGAACCCAUCAAGAGGCUAGGAACGAGAGACAAGGCUGGGAACCGGGAACCCGGAUGCUGGCACGGAGGCAAUCAACUGUGACUGGACUCCGGGAGCCGGAUUUGGCUGAUCCGCUGACAAGGAUCUGCUAGCAGGAGUCGUUCGGUCCAACAGGUGUGAUGGGUGUCGUCUCCACAGUGGGAUCCAGAUCAGCCACUUCAGAACGCUCCAACGUUUUCUCCUCCCCCGCUCUUUGGGGCUUUUCGGGUCGUUUUCCACAAAUCCAGCACGUGUUCAGUCUCAGGCCAGUUUUCCUCUUGAGGCCACGUGCACAGAUGUUGUCUACAGCCCCAGGGGCUGAUGGGAAGUCAUUAGUUCUGCAGGUGUUUGGUCAGCGUUCAAGAUGACUUUUGCUGACUUGAUAGUCAAAUGUGAGCUGCAGGGGGAUAAAACACUGCGGUCAGGUCGGACGCGGCUUCCUGUAUAGUGCACGAGUUCAGGACGAUGGCUGAUCUUGUGGCUGAGUCAUGAGACUGAAAAGCUUGAGGUUUUAAAGUCAUGUGAGGUUUUGCAGCACCAGUGAAAGACGUUCUAACCAGCAUGCAGUCAGAGUUGUGAAGUCAAACGCACACAUUAACAUGUGGACCUGAUGGCGGCGCUGGAAAGUCAGAGGACCACCACAGCUCUAACAGUUCAUCCUGCGGGGAACAUGAAGGUCUGACAUCUCAUCACAGACUGAAGCUAAAUACAUCAAACUCAGGUGUGAGAAAUACUGGACCAGAUCUUUACAGGGACAGGUAAUGCUGAUAGGAGGCUGAUAGGAGGACGCCACAGGGCCCCCCUCCCCCCUCCAUAACGCCGCUCCUUCAUCAUUGUUCAGCUGUGAGUGAGUCUGAAGCUCAGGCUGAGGGGAGAGAGUUUUGGUCUGCGGAUGAGAAGAGCAGAAAUAGAUCUGCGGAUGAAACAGGAAGUAGAAAGACUAAAGCCCCCCCCCCCCUUUUUCUCUACACUUCCUGUCUCUGUGAUAAGUGAGUGAGACAGAAGAAGAAGUGAGAGAGGCAGUUUCAGCUUCUCUCUGCUGCAUUUCAUGGAGAUCAGCAACUUCGCAACAUCAAGCUGUGAAUUCCAGCAAGGUCAUGUGACGCGGCGCCCUGCGGCUGCUGAACCGCCUCUCUGCUGUCCCGUGAAGAAGAACCCAGACAAAGAUGGAGGCUGGACACUGCUCUCCAUCUUUGUUUGGGAAUCAAACGUCUCUUCAGCGCCCAGCACAGGGAAUGUGUUACCGACAGGAUGCUACCAGCUGUGGCCUCCAGCCCUGCCGCCUAAAAAACGCCUGUCCUCAUCAGGCUCCGCCUCCUGCAGGGUCGCCGUAGUAGCACCAAUGAGACGAGAGCCUGAAGUAGACAGGCAAGAGGUGGAACCGGUACAACAGGAGGACGACUGUCUGAAGCGUCUCUCUUCAUCGUCUGCAGACUCUGCUGCUGAGAACACACACUGUGAGGAGGAUCCAGACUACGACUUCCUCCACACUGACCUGUCCUCCUCUGAGACUCUCCCUCCUCUUCCUCACCCCUCCUCACUCCCCCCCGCGCUGCCAGAGAAGAGACGUCGCAGCACUGCAGGAACCAUGAACCCUCAGGCCCCUUCGUUUGGAUUUGACUCCGCCCCUCAGGAACAGAGCCCCGCCCCCUGUGAUGAUGUCACUGGUCCUGAUGCGUUGCUGUCCCCUAUGUCCCCCAGCAAGACGCCCCCUCCCCUCCCUGAGAAGAAGCGACACAUCCACGAGUACCUCCAGUUCUGUUCGUCCUACAGCGCUCAGUCAGCAGCCAGCUUCUACCAGCGACCUUUGACCUCCAGUCAGCGAUACAGUAACAGGCAGCGAGAGGUGGAGACUGCUUACCAGCUCACACACCUGGAAACACACCUGGAAACGCACCUGGACACAAACACUCAAGACUCCGCCCCCUCACCUGAGCUGCUUCCUGCUCCAGUUCUACCACCAAAGAAGAGACUGCAGGAUCCAGCUGAGAGCGACGAUCAGAAUGAGGAGACGCAGCGCAGAGACAGUUCUCAGGGUCUCCAGCAGGAGGCGGAGCCCGGCAGGAGGAGCAGGGAGCAGCAGGAUGAGCAGCAGGAGCAGGAGGAGGUGUUACUGACCAACCACAAGGAGAUCCUCCACAGAAUCACAAUGAAACCUGAGGAGGAGGAGGGGCCGGAUGUGAAGGCAGCCUCACCUGACAUCCUAUUGGUCUACGCCACAGAGACGGACAAGAGCCCCGAACAGGGCCUGUACCGUGAAGCCUUCCUCUGCACCUACAGGAGCUUCAUCAGCCCAAACGAUGUCAUCAGCAAACUCCAGCACAGGUACAGACACCUGUGUGAAGGACGGGAGCCUGCAGACCUGACCGCCGCCAAGAAGACUUUUCACCUGCUGGUCAGAGUGGUGGACGAGCUGUGUGCGAUAGAGCUGGACUCUGAUUUGCUGCUGCUGCUGAUGGACCUGGUGUUCAGCCUCCUGAUUGGUGGAGAGCUGGGUCUGGCCCACCUGUUGCGCUCCAACAUCCUGUCCAAGAUGGAGCAGAGGUGGCAGCUGAUUGGCUCUCCUCAGUCACUCCGCCCCCUCGCAGCCAGGGGCGUGGCCGCCAGACCAGGAACUCUUCUGGACUUCAGGAGUCAGGAUUUAGCUGAACAGCUGACUCUGCUGGACUCGGAGCUCUUCUGCAAGAUCGAGCUCCCGGAGGUGUUGCUGUGGUCUAAAGAGCAGAAUGAGGAGAAGAGUCCUAACCUGACACAGUUCACCCAACACUUCAACAACGUCUCCUUCUGGGUGCGUUCGGUGAUCAUUCUUCAGGACAAACCUCAGGACAGAGAGAAACUACUGCUGAAGUUCCUGAAAACCAUGAAGCACCUGCGGAAGCUGAACAACUUUAACUCGUACCUGUCCAUCCUGUCAGCGCUGGACUCCGCCCCCUUACGACGUCUGGACUGGCAGAGAAACACAUCUGAGGCUCUGGAGGAAUACAGCUCUUUGAUUGACAGCUCAUCAUCUUUCAGAGCCUACAGAGCAGCUCUGGCUGAAGUGGAACCUCCCUGUAUACCCUACCUGGGUUUGAUCCUUCAGGACUUGACCUUUGUCCACCUGGGGAAUCCCGACAUGGUGAUGACAUCACAGGGUUCAAACGUCAACUUCUCUAAACGGUGGCAGCAGUUUAACAUCCUGGACACUCUGAGGGGCUACCAACAAGUUCGUUACUCUCUGCAGCCUAAUGAUGACAUCAUAUCGUUCUUUAAUGACUUCAGUGAUCACCUGGCAGAGGAAGCAUUGUGGGAACUUUCUCUUAGGCUACGCCCACGAAAUGCCCCAAGAGCCAAUCAGAGAUGACAGACGAAAACAAGACAAUAACUGAGUUAACCUGUGCUAGCUUAAUGCUAACAUGUUGAUGAUGAAGAAUGAGGUGGAUAAACCUGGUGCUAACCUGAGGUAAAGUGGUACUGAACUGGACUAGACCGGUGCUGGUCUGGUGCUAAUGAGUCACUGAAAUAAAGCUGUUGGCAUACUGGGCUAAUCAUGGCUAAUAGUGUGCUAACAUGUGCUAAACUGGGCUGUUCCUGCAAUAAGCUGCAACAACCUGAACAUUUUGUGGAAACACAGGUUAGUUGGGUGUUAGCUGAGGUUGGAGCUAGCCUAGUAGCCAGGGGCCGGUUGCACAAAAAACUUUAAGAUAAGAUUUUCCUUAAAGUCUGAGUUAAGGUUUCCUUAAAAUACAUUUGGUUGCACAAAACACCCUUAUAGCUUCCCCUUAAAGUUUCCUUAAAAUGUUCACUUAAGUAUUUGAGGUUUUCUCCUUAUCUUGGUCUUAUACUUAGGGAAUCCCUUAAGUGUGUUAAACCGUUACAACUAAGGAAAAUAUUUUAAGGUACCUCUGGCUUUAUCUUAACCGCAACACGGUUGAGUUUAUGGCCAUAAAUGAAGAAAAUUUACAUAUCAUGAGAAGAGUUCCGCGACCGGGAGAAUCCAAUGGAUACGCUAAACGAUGAGCAAAAUCAAGAAGGCUGUCAAAUUCAUCAUUAGCUAGUAAUACAGUCUAGUUUAGAUCUAUAGCGUAAAUAAAGUUAUUCUCAGCAGUUUUAUUGGGUUCACUUUCAUUAUUGGUGAUCUCUGACUUGUCAAACUUAUUUUGGAUCUCUUGGAUGAAGCUCUUCACAAGACUUGAAGACUUGAAUUUUUUAAGCGAUAUCCUCCCACAUUUGUUGUUUUCUGUUUGCUGUUAUUUGCAGAUCAAAUUUACUUUUUUAUAUGUGCUUUCUUUUUUGACAUUCCUCCAGCAGUACGACAUUUUCCUCCUUCGACCUAUUUGGUUUUCUUGUCUUCUUUUCUUUCCAACUUUGUAACAGUUUAAGUGCUGGUGCAAGCAAACACGGUGACAUUAGAAUUUUACUACUGUAAAUUCUCCAUCAGUGCAGCAAACACCUUAAUGCUUUCCUUAACUAAGGAAACGCUUAAAGGGAUUCUGUGCAGCACGCUAAGUAGUUUCCUUAGCUAAGGAGAAAUUAAGACUUAAGUAUCACACUUAAGAAAAAAAACUUAAGUUUUUUUGUGCAACCAGCCCCAGGUGUUAACACGCCUCUGACCUGUAGUCCCAGUGGGCGUGGCCUCCUUCUGUAUCUGACGUCAGAACUGUAUGUGUAUUCAGAGCAAUAUCACAAUAAACAUCACUUCUCACCUGUCUUUUAACUCACCUCCUUUCUUCUGAUUGUUUGAGGGAGAAAACGUUAUCAGUGAUAGUCUAUUUAAAUAACUGUUGUUGUUUUUUAAAUGGUAAAAACUCUCGUGUUGUGGUUGCUCUGAUCCAAAGACGUGUAGGUUAAAAACUAGAGACUAAAUAUUGUGAACGAGUGUUUACACAAUGAGCCAUUUUCAGGAUGAUUGAAUAAAACAUUGAACUAUUAA